Messenger RNA from Microthlaspi erraticum, 933 nucleotides. The record is from the annotation of a GenBank genome assembly. NCBI's taxonomy places the organism in Eukaryota, Viridiplantae, Streptophyta, Magnoliopsida, Brassicales, Brassicaceae.
AUGUGGCAGGUUUAUGCAAGCAUGUCACCUAUCGUUCAUAUAGUCGAUGUUGGGUCUGGUGCAACCGAGUCUCAUGCAAAUGUUACGGAGAUCCAUGAUGGGUUAGACUUCUCUUCUGAUGAAGAUGGAGGAUACUCUUUUGGCAUAUUCUCUGUGAAAUUUUCAACCGAUGGACGAGAACUUGUUGCUGGGAGCAGUGAUGAUUCCAUUUAUGUUUAUGAUCUUGAAGCAAAUCGAGUUUCGCUCCGGACUAUUGCACACACGUCUGAUGUAAAUACUGUGUGCUUUGCUGAUGAAAGUGGAAACCUGAUUUUAUCUGGAGGUGACGAUAAUCUCUGCAAGGUGUGGGAUAGGCGUUGUUUCAUUGGGAGAGAUAAGCCAGCUGGUGUUCUGGUGGGACAUCUUGAAGGUGUUACAUUUAUCGAUAGCCGUGGAGAUGGUCGCUAUUUCAUAUCAAAUGGCAAAGACCAAACCAUCAAAUUAUGGGAUAUCAGAAAAAUGUCCUCAACUCCACCUGCAAAGCAUGAGGUGCUCAGGAACUAUGAAUGGGAUUACAGAUGGAUGGAUUAUCCUCCAGAGUCAAGAGAUCUGAAGCAUCCUUUUGAUCAGUCAGUGUCAACAUAUAAAGGUCACUCAGUGUUGCGUACUCUAAUCCGUUGCUACUUCUCUCCAGUGCAUAGCACUGGCCAAAAGUACAUCUACACAGGAUCCAACGACAGUUCCGUCUACAUAUAUGACUUGGUAAGUGGAGAUAAAGUGGCAGUGCUAAAGCACCACAGCUCACCUGUGAGAGACUGUAAUUGGCAUCCGCAUUACCCCACGCUUAUAAGCUCUUCGUGGGAUGGAGAUCUUGUGAAAUGGGAGUUUCCGGGGAGCGGUGAGGCGCCGAUCAUGAGCAAGAAGAGGGUUCGGAGGAGACAUUUCUACUACUGA